UUCGCGCGCUGCGUCAUUUGCACAUGUGGAUUUAAUAUUGUAACAACAUGAUAGUUGUAUUAUACAGCAACGGUGUUUAGUUUUAGUCUAGUGAUACGAAUGAUGCGUGCGUUUAAAGUUAAGUGUGAACAAAGUCGAUUCAAUUGGUGCUAAAGUUAUGAGAUAAUACGAGUAUAUAUCUAUCGAAUGUUCAUGUGCGCUGCGGCAACCCGAUCGCCGGCGUAUCCGGAGUGAUCCGAAAUGAUAACGACUUGACUUUAGUCGGCGACAAAACUCCAAAUUUCGAUCCAUCAUACACCAUCCGUCCACACACUCGAGAGCGCGCUGUUGUUUUUAUUAUAUCUAUAUUUUUUCGGUUAAGUUCAGUUAAGUUAACAACUUAGAUUGAAAUUGGUGUGUAGUUGUAAUUUGUAAGUGAAUGUGCAUACAAAUUGUAAAAUGACCGGCGAUGGCGAUGGAUUACGUUACCGGCGUGCGCAGAGCGUCACGAGGGCCGAAGAGAUUCAAUACGAGGAGAAGAAGGCACGCAAGUCGCAGCCUGAUAAGCCAUGUCACCGACCUCAAGAUUCACUCUUUUCAUGGACUUCCGGUUUCGACAACUUUACCGGCUUCGUCAACUGGGCGUUUCUGUUGCUUUUAAUCGGCGGGUUCCGUUUGUUUCUAGAAAAUUUCAUCAAAUACGGAAUAAGGGUUGAUCCCAUACAAUGGAUCAAUUUGCUCAAAGAUGAGAACACAGCCGACCACCCAACGUUAAUAUUAAUGAUUUAUGUUAUUGUGCCAAUAAUGGCGUGUCUCAUAAUCGAAAAAGGACUCGCCGUUGAAAUUAUUCCUAUUAAACCGGGAAUUGUUGCACACGUGGUGAAUUUACUCGUAUUGGUGCUGAUACCAAUGGUGGCCAUUCAUGUCAGAGAAGGAUUUAGUUUAUUGGGUGCUUCUAUGGUUAGCUUUUUGUACAGUGUAGUAUUCCUAAAACUAUGGUCGUACGUUCAGGUAAACAGCUGGUGUCGACAAAUUUUAAGAGGAAACGGAAAUAAAAAUAACCUGAGAAGACAGAGUUUAUCCUAUAGCAGUUUACCAAAAAAAAAUGGCGAAAUUAAAAAUGGAGGCGUGGAUGAAAUUGAUCACGAGACGCAGACAGUUCAAUAUCCGGAUAAUUUAAACCUCAAGGACUUAUUCUACUUCAUGGCAGCGCCGACAUUAUGCUAUGAAUUGAAUUUCCCGAAAACCACGCGUAUUCGCAAGCGUUUCUUGCUGAAACGUUUGCUUGAAGUCGCCAUUGGUAUACAGAUGAUGCUUGUCAUUGUUCAACAAUAUAUUAUUCCAUCCGUGAAAAAUUCUUUGAUUCCUUUCAGUAAUAUGGAUAUUGCUAAAGCGACAGAACGAUUACUCAAAUUAGCGUUGCCAAAUCAUCUUUUAUGGCUGUGCAUGUUCUACAUAAUGUUCCACUCGUUCCUCAACCUUGUCGGUGAAUUAAUGCACUUUGCCGACCGAAAAUUCUACUGCGAUUGGUGGAAUGCCAAUAAUAUCGACACGUUCUGGCGCACGUGGAACAUGCCGGUGCAUCGCUGGGCUGUCCGCCAUCUUUAUAUCCCGCUCGUUGGCAUGGGUUACAGUAAGAAUCACGGUGCCUUAGCGGUGUUUUUCGUCAGCGCUUUCUUCCACGAGUAUUUGGUUAGUGUACCGUUGAAAACGUUCAAGAUUUGGGCGUUCCUUGGAAUGAUGGCGCAGGUGCCACUCUCGCACAUUUCCAAGUUUACAGAGAAGAAGUUCGGGCCCAGAUUGGGUAACGUAGUCGUGUGGGCUUCCAUUAUUAUGGGUCAGCCAUUGUGCAUUAUGAUCUAUUAUCACGACUAUGUUAUUACACAUUAUGGUAAAGCUUUAAUGGAAGAUUACAGUCAUGUUUAAAUCGGUUUAGUGUAUUGUAAGUGUAUUUAAUAUGUUAUUUUUUAUUUGGUUAUCAUUGGAGAACCAAAUCAGUUGUUUUUGAUUGUUUAUGUCAAUUUCCUAGAAAAAAAACUAAUUGUUACUUGAAAUGUACUGAAUAGUGAAGGAAGUUUCAAUGUGUCAAAGAAACAAAAGAAAUUUUUUGGUAAUUAUGUACUUUGUUGGAACAUUUUUUACAAAUAAAGAUGUUAUAUACUA
Molecule: messenger RNA, 2142 nt
Organism: Dalotia coriaria
Lineage: Eukaryota; Metazoa; Arthropoda; Insecta; Coleoptera; Staphylinidae
Gene: mdy
Product: diacylglycerol O-acyltransferase
Exons: 7
Coding region: 439-1905 (488 amino acids)
Biological process (GO): triglyceride biosynthetic process
Cellular component (GO): endoplasmic reticulum membrane
Molecular function (GO): diacylglycerol O-acyltransferase activity
Source: RefSeq, a predicted model, not a curated record